AAAAGUUGACCUUAUUUUAAAAAAAUGUUUGCUCUCUUAGGGCACAUUAGAAAAUAAACUAACCAUAGCUUCUACAUCUUUUAUUUUCUUACACUUUAGACCAAAGCACAGACAUCCAUUGGGAGUCAUGGAGAAUAUCCAUCUCUCUCUUUUAGAAGAGGCCCAGCUCUCCUAAAUAGAUUAUCUUUUCUGAAGACUCUAGAAAAGAUCAAUAAGACAUUUAGUAUUUUUUGCUUCUUUUUCUUCCUUAGAAAAGAAAAAAGUUGUUGCCACGCCAAGAUGAUCCUUGUGACAUCAAUUCACCAGACUCUCUUUGUUCGAUGCUCAUUCCAUUGGUUGCCAGGAUACAUCCAGGCGACAAAGGCUAGGGUUCCUGUUCCUGCAGCCUUGCAUACUACAGGGACUCCUGCAAGAGGGCAUGUGAACCCGGGAGCUCUCAGCUAUUUUGCUCCUUUUUCCACCAGCAGCCCACCAUAAUAGUCAAAACAGAAAGACAAAGAACAAAUGAUACAAGGCAAGGCUCUCAGAAGAUCUCGGAGGCACGGGGCGUUCAAUGGGGACUUUGCAGUGCUCCAGGCUGCUGCCCCUCAAUGAAGCUCUGAGUCCUGGCCUGAAGGGCUAGGUACUGGCUACAAUGUGGAACCCCAGGAGAGCCAACCUGACUACCCUUUGCACUAAGAAGAAGCCCCAAAUGAAACUGGGCUGAAAUCAGAGCAAGGACUCGAGAAAGAUUUAUUCGUUAAUGGAAAGAGGAAAGGAGAAAAGGGUUUCCAAAAACUUGCAACAAACUUUCCAUCGCUCUAAAGAACCUACCUUCCUUAUCAACCACGCUGUUCUGUCUCGUGACUCCUCUUUUAGCCUUUUGCCAGAAACAGAGCAAGUCAACCCUGCUGAAAACAUAAAGACAAACCCUCAGAAAACUAGGCCUGGAACUGUGAUCCUCUCAAAACGGUCUGGUAAGAGAAUUAUGUCGGAAAGCCAGCCUAGCCCACCCGUGAUCCCCUCCCGCAGGCCCGGAUUCCGCAUAUGCUAUAUCUGUGGCCGAGAAUUUGGGUCCCAAUCACUCGCCAUUCAUGAGCCCCAGUGCUUGGAGAAGUGGCGAAUUGAAAACAGCAAGUUGCCCAAGCACCAGCGGAGGCCAGAGCCCUCCAAACCACAGCCCCUGGGCGGCGGCAGUGGGUCCGACAUUCUUCAGGCAAUGAACGAGGCAGCGUUCCAGAGUUCUCAGGCCCAGCUGCUGCCCUGCGAGUCCUGUGGCCGCACAUUCUUGCCAGACCGUCUCCUUGUUCACCAGAGAAGUUGCAAGCCCAAGGGUGGUGGGCCCAGAGAACCAAACAGCAACAAUUCUAAUGACCUGCCUGGUCUUAGGAAAACUUCUGGUGGCGUCCCAGCUCGACCAAGGACUCUCAUCUGCUACAUUUGUGGCAGGGAAUUUGGCUCCCUCUCCCUGCCUAUUCAUGAGCCCAAAUGCCUGGAAAAGUGGAAAACAGAAAAUGACCGGCUCCCCAGGGAGCUCCGCCGGCCAUUCCCACAGAAGAAGCCUCAGCCCCUGGUACCUGGCGAGGGGCCAAGUGAAGCUCAGCUUGAGCCCUGCCCAAACUGUAGCCGGACCUUUGCUCCCCAGAGCCUUCUGGUGCAUCUGAGAAGUUGUAAGGCUCAGCCAAGUGGGCCACGCGUUCAGAAUUUGACUUUAGAGAGUAAAGGUGGCCUGAAAGAGUCCACUAAUUUCAAGCAGCAAAGGCACGUGGCCGCGCCCACUGUGACUGAUAAGGUAAUUCCUGCCACAUGAGAUGCCCUGGUUGGACCGGGCAGUGCGUACUGCCUCCAGGGGAAUGAGAGAAAACAGACCCCGAAUCAACUGCCUCAAGCCCUAGAGUGGUUUCUUUCGAUGGCUAUUUCUGACUCAAUGCAGCCUGUCCAAGUUGACCCCUGUCCCACUCCAGGGGCUGUAUCUCUGAUGGCAACGUACACAUAAGAACAUCCUUGCCUGGCAGAUUCAUAGUUCUCUUCCAUUCUGUUGAGAGAGAGAGAGAGAGAGAGAGAGAGAGAGAGAGAGAGAGAGAGAGAGAGAACUUCUUUUUUCCCUGACCCCUCCAACCAAUAAUCCUUGGGAGAGACUGUUAUUUGAAAAUGAGUCAUUAAUGCUAUGUCUGCAUUACAGAGCUAUACUCCCAGUUCCAAAAGCCAAUAUUUAUUACCAGUUUAUUUUAGUCAUCUACCUUAGGAAUUCAUUUUUGGCAACACUGGGUUAUGCUGAGUUUAUCUUACUAAAAUAGAAUCUGUGUCAAAAACCCCAAAUGACUUUAGCAAUAAUUAAACACUGGCGCACUCGCA
Messenger RNA from Myotis daubentonii (Daubenton's bat), 2334 nucleotides. Its product is annotated as zinc finger protein 474. Bases 743 to 1789 code for a protein of 348 amino acids. The transcript has 3 exons. The record is from RefSeq and is a predicted model, not a curated record. Lineage: Eukaryota; Metazoa; Chordata; Mammalia; Chiroptera; Vespertilionidae.